Messenger RNA from Pomacea canaliculata, 2961 nucleotides. RefSeq lists its product as uncharacterized. NCBI's taxonomy places the organism in Eukaryota, Metazoa, Mollusca, Gastropoda, Architaenioglossa, Ampullariidae. The transcript is spliced from 6 exons. The record is from RefSeq and is a predicted model, not a curated record. The coding region runs from base 20 to 1573 and encodes 517 amino acids.
GAGACUGCGAAGAGUCAUAAUGAAUAGUGCUCAACAUUGUCGUCUGCUGCUCGUUACUGGUUUGUCCCUUGUUGCCAUGGCUGUCUGCAUCAUCAUUCCUGACUCAGCCCAGGAAGUGGGGAGAAGGUGGGUGUAUUACGAGUACAAGGCCCGCAUUUCCGUCGCAGAACAAGUGUGUCGCAAGGAGGGAGGAAACUUGUUAGCAGUUGACACGCUUUCUAAAGUCCAGCAACUUCACAAUCUUUCUGAUUUCCUAUACAGGACGUACAAGAAGACGCUGGACGUCAUCAUCACGGCUCUGUGCAUUGGCGUGGACGGCCAGGUGUACGUGCGCAACUCCAGCGGCUGCACCCUGGCCAACGCAUUUUCCCGCACCAUCUGGAAGGACGCCACACAGCCGACGUACAAGGCUGACAAAAACUGUGUUGUCUUCAAGUUCAACGACGGGUACGUCUUGGAUGAAGAGGCUUGCACCUCGGGGCAUGAUUUCGUGUGCGAGCUUCCGUCUUCAGAUUUCAUUGAAAAGUCCAACAUGACCCUGACUGCGGUUAAAGUCCUCACCAACACGAAGACAGUUUGCCAGGAAACUUGUCUUCAGAUGACUGGAUGUUAUGCGGCGAUGCCUAGCAACGAUACUACUUCCACCCAGUGUUAUCUCCUCCUGGUAGAGAGCAACAGUAGCACUAUGAUGGCAUACCGCCCCAACCCUUAUGGCUACAACAAAACGGCUCUUAAUAUACAGCCGACAACUGGUACGAGUACCAGAUGCUGCCCGGAUGCGACCACUAACACACCCAGUGUCGGAGAGAUCAUGUCUUCAGGUGACGUGCAGAGCCAGGCCCCGAGCGGCACGACUGCGCUGUACGCGUGGAGUGACGCUGCGACACGUCAAGUUGCAUGCACACCACAAACGCAGUCUACUGUUGUCACGAUGGCGCCCGACGUGCUAACAUCUUUCCUAACGCUGCCAUCCGUGGUGUGGACUAACGGGAUACUGGGCACUGUGACUGUCAUGCCAAAUUUGACCGUGACCAUGACCAUGACGUACCCAACUGUCCUUGUCACUUGCUUGCCCUUCGUUCCCCAAGUUUCUGUUGUCGCCAACGGCCUUAGCUGCCCCAUUGCCCCCAAUGUGUCCAGCUUCAACGAUCUCUCCGGCAUCCUCAACUUGCUCUCCGCCCGCAACAUUCACAGCGUCCUACCCCUCUCUGGUCUCAACCAAACCGUCCAGGAUAUGGCGGUCCUGCUCAACGCCCUACUGAACAAUAUUGUGAAUGAACAAUUAGGAGGCGCUGUGAAUGACUUGGUGAAUGGCACCAUCCAUAACCUGGGUCUGAUGAACGUCAAAGACCUGGCUGUCAAUCACACCACAGUGUCACGUGCACGAAGGAAGAAAGAGAGUGCGCCAGACCAGCGGCCAUCUGCACAGUCUUUGGGCAUCUCGGCAAUCUGCCUUCUCUUCUGCAUCAUGUUGUGUAUCAUCUUCUUCGACUUGCCCGUACUCUACCGUGGGCUUUGUCCAAGACGGCCCGAUGAAAGGGCAGCGCUGCGUCGUCAGACUCAAGUGAUGUGACGAUGCCCUUUGACUUUGGGGUCAACUAGCCCUCGAGUAGAGUUCAGGACGAGAUCACGGGGGACACAUCACACACCCACUGGCCUGGGGCAAAACAAAACAACAAAAAAGUGACCUUGUCAUCACACUCCAAACCGAUACCAUUGAUGUGUACGACACCAAGUCAUGUGAUCUCGUGUUUACAAUUCGAUUUGAAAAUCACUCGGACACAAAUUCUGGACUCUGCAUUUAUCGCGAAAAUGUGCACAAAACACUCGAAUAUCGAUGCGCGAAAGUGUUUCAAUGUAACAAUCAAGAGACGGUCAAAAGACCGAGGCUUGUGAAGAACAUUUAGAAACUCAUUUCCGCGCCGCAGACCGCGACAAGCAGAACCAUUGGGUAGACCGGGUAGAGGGUGGAAAUCAAAGCGCGUGCAUUUGUUGUCGUCUGCAAAUGGUGAAGCUUGUGCAGCACGCGGCUACUGAUGUAAAGUUCGUGAUUUUUUUUUUCCAGUUAGCCUGGUCGGAGUUUUUAAUAUAGCGACGAUCUUUACUUUUAUCCGAACAUGGAUUUCUGCCUAUAGGAAAUUCUCAUUUGUGCUCGUUUAUGUUACCUGCUUUUGACCAUCUUUCUGUGAGCUACACAAGACUGCAGUCCUAACAUUUCUUUGAGUGAAAAUCGGUGUUGGGUGAAAGAUGUGGGGUACUGGGAGGUCUUCACUGCAAAAAAUGUUAUGCACAGCGACACUUUGUGGCCAAACGCACUUUCUUCAAGUCACCAACAUCCACCCCCUUCGGUGUAUAUCUCUCAUUUGUGAAAUCAUAAUGUAGGGAGGCAACGAUAAAACAUCCCUCCCCCAGCAACUAAGAUAUAACAAGUUAAGGACCAGGAAAGACAUAAAGCUUAUAAAACUUGAGAAAUAAGCAGUAACAUUUUAAUUUCAUCAUUGGAUAGUAAGUUGUGAGAAUAAUUUUUCUUGUAAACUUAUUUCAAGACAUAAGUUAAACAGCCCUUACUCCAGUGUCAGUGUCAGUGUUCACUUUGACAGCCAACCACGUGUGUGGCCGCCGUUUCUUGCCACACCAUCAGUGCUUCUUUCUCGCAAAAACUGAACAAGUGCCGCUAACAUCCCCUUACUGGUAUCACUAUGAAGAUACUCCGAAAGUCGCCAGAGAUGGAUAUAGAGCAAAGAAGAAUGAACUUUGAUUACAGGAGUUAGCUGUUCAGUUCUGUUCAACCAAUGUGCCACACCAAUGCUGGGCAGAGCUUCAUAUGACUACAAAUUCCAACAUCCAUAUAACAGAAUUGGAACCUAUCAGCCUAAACUCUGGUAAAUCUGAGGUUGCUGCUACGCCAUAUCCUGUCCAGCUUGACCAUCACUGCUGUCGCUCUUGUGAUUCUGAUGCGAA